GCUACAUAGUAAGCCAUGAAAUGUCACUCAAUUUCCUCUAAAGAAAACUCACUGAGCAAACCUCCCCGUCUUUCUUUCUCAGCGGCUGCCGAAAGUUAUUAUGGAGAAGAAAGUGCCAGCCUGAAUGGCGACCAAUACGAUUACUUUGCUGAAGAGACCGCAGGAGUGAAGCAGCAACAACAGCGCCCUAUAAAUAUCAAAGGCCAGCAGCAACAGGAGCAAGAGCCACAAGAACAGCGCCCAAUAAAUAUCAAAGGCCAGCAACAGCAGGAGCAAGAGCCGCAAGAACAGCGCCCAAUAGAUAUCAAAGGCCAGCACCAACAGGAGGAAGAGCCUCCAGAACAGCGCCCAAUAAAUAUCAAAGGCCAGCACCAACAGGAGCAAGAGCCGCCAGAACAGCGCCCAAUAGAUAUCAAAGGCCAGCACCAACAGGAGGAAGAGCCGCCAGAACAGCGCCCAAUAGAUAUCAAAGGCCAGCACCAACAGGAGGAAGAGCCGCCAGAACAGCGCCCAAUAGAUAUCAAAGGCCAGCACCAACAGGAGGAAGAGCCGCCAGAACAGCGCCCAAUAGAUAUCAAAGGCCAGCACCAACAGGAGGAAGAGCCGCCAGAACAGCGCCCAAUAGAUAUCAAAGGCCAGCACCAACAGGAGGAAGAGCCGCCAGAACAGCGCCCAAUAGAUAUCAAAGGCCAGCACCAACAGGAGGAAGAGCCGCCAGAACAGCGCCCAAUAGAUAUCAAAGGCCAGCACCAACAGGAGGAAGAGCCGCCAGAACAGCGCCCAAUAGAUCUCAAAGGCCAGCACCAACAGGAGGAAGAGCCGCCAGAACAGCGCCCAAUAGAUAUCAAAGGCCAGCACCAACAGGAGCAACAACAGCAACAGCGCCCUAUAAACAUCAAAGGCCAGCAACACCCUCAGCGACCACAGAGUAUACAGGAGCUUCAAAAACCACACGUCAUGAAGCAUUACGAACGUCCACAACGUGAACGGCGUCCGCACCGCCAGAAGGGCCCAAAAAGGCAACAUCGCCCUGGUUCCCGCUCAUGGAAUCGCAAAGGACAAAAACAACAGCAUCGGUAUCCCCAGUAUCCCCAAUAUCCCCAGCGCCCACAGUAUCCUCAGGUUCCAUCCAGACCAUGCCGGAAGGGUGGCCAAAAGAGUCACCACAAGUGUUCAAAUCUGAAGGAAACUGACAGGUUGCCGCUACCCGACGAAUACUUUGGUGGUGGUGGUCAGGAUACGAAGGGCCAGAAGUGGUGGCCCAUCGAGCCGGCUCAGGUAAAGGGCACCAAAGGAGGUCAGAAAGGACAGGUUGACGACGUUGGUGCCUACGAAGACUACGACGAGGAGGGGAACAGGGAUGACGAAGCAAGUUUUGAAGGAGGGCUGGAAGAGUAGAGAAGCAUAGGCAUGAGGAACGCACCUACUUUCCAUGCAAAAACGCCGACUUGGAGCCUUGCCUUGCCCUUCAUAUCAUGUGCAUGGAACUACUUGUUGCGGAAUAAUAAAGAUCAACUCAACUGUAAGCGGCCCAAUACACUGAAGCGCACAAGCUGACUGAGAAUAAACAUGUUUAUUUUCAUCUCUA
Messenger RNA from Dermacentor albipictus, 1588 nucleotides. Lineage: Eukaryota; Metazoa; Arthropoda; Arachnida; Ixodida; Ixodidae. The record is from RefSeq and is a predicted model, not a curated record.